AUGCUUCAAGGGGCAUUGGUAACCACGAAUCGAAAUCAAAGCGAAAUUCUUAACGGGAUAGCGGGCGUUUUAGCGAAGUUGAUUCGAAGCAUCCACCCGACACGAUAUUGGAACGGCUUCGAGCUCUUUGACCUGUUGUGGUCGAUUGGGAAGGGCCAUCUGUUAGAAUCGGGGAACUUAAAUAUGAGUCCAAUGGAGCACGGGUUUGAAGAACUGCUGAAAGCCACCCCCCCAUCCCAAUGGGAUAUUCGAACGUUAUUCGCAUUAAGGUUUUCGUAG
Messenger RNA from Paracoccidioides brasiliensis Pb18, 279 nucleotides. RefSeq lists its product as uncharacterized. The record is from RefSeq and is a predicted model, not a curated record. The transcript has 2 exons. Bases 1 to 279 code for a protein of 92 amino acids.